Phialemonium atrogriseum is the source of this 2910-nucleotide messenger RNA. RefSeq lists its product as uncharacterized. The coding region runs from base 1 to 2910 and encodes 969 amino acids. The record is from RefSeq and is a predicted model, not a curated record. Lineage: Eukaryota; Fungi; Ascomycota; Sordariomycetes; Cephalothecales; Cephalothecaceae. The transcript has 5 exons.
AUGCGCCACAAUCGCAGUUCCGCCACAGUCCCAGGGCCGCCACCAAAAUCACGGGACCGAAGAGUCACGGGACCACCAAAAUCACGGGGGCCGCCAAAAGCACGGGGGCCGCCAAAAUUCAAAAUCAAGGCGCCGCCAAAAUCACGGGACCGCCAAAAUCGCACACAUGCGCUCCAAAGCGCCACCCGCCGCAACACGCGUCCAAAAUCGGGACCUAAAAUCGGGGCAUUAUCAUCAUGCUCCGGAAACAACGAUCUUCGCCGCAAAGUCCUCGGCCUCCACACUGGGCUUCGCAAAACCGUACCCAGAAGCACUCACCAGUCCCCGCCGCCGCCGAAACCGACCAAAUUAUCGCGCAGCUCCCUCAAGCGCGCCGUCUCCCUCUUCGCAACCAUCUCGACAGCGCCCGACCUCACCGAGUUCCUCCCGCACGUCGACCACAUCGACCGCGUCUCCUCGACCAUUCACAGCGACCCUCUCCGCGGCGCCGUCGACCUCGCGCACGCCUCGGCAGACCAGCUGCGAGCCUCCAAGCCCGCGCUGCGCAGACUGCUCGGCGCCCUUGCCCGGAAUCGCCUGUACAUCGACUGGCAACACGUGUGGCGCGCCAUCGUCCUUGUGCCGACACCGGGUUCGGUUCAACGCCUAUACCUGAAGAGAUGGUGGAAGUGUGAGCCGCGGGUUACUUCUGACCGCGACGGCGAGCUUGAUCUUGCCGACGAGAUUGUGCUCUCGACGAGCGUGCGCGAAGCAACGACGCGGUGUUUGGACAGCACGCCUCUUACUGCUGCCGAGCAGGAAGACUUCCUCCAGCUUAUAAGGAGUCCCUACCCGGGCGUUGGCCUUCUCGUCAACGCGCUUGAAGACUUGAUCCAGACUCGAAUAUUGGAAGACAAAAUGGGAGGAGCGGCGGCAACAUUGGGAGAGGUGCGACCGGUUCUGGUGACUGCGUGCGCAACACACACAUACUGCCGGUCCAAGCGGUGGGAGGCGCUCCUGGAGCAGGUGACAUUGCCGUCGGCGUUGGAGGUUCUGCAGCUGCACCGGCAGCGACAAGAAAAAGCGGAUGAUGCUGUUGGGGCUGGGGAUACAAGUUCGGACACGCUCGUGGCUGGUGGGAAUGCCGACGCGACUGCAGCAAAGGCAGUCUGGGACCAAGAGGACUUGCUCGCCCUUCUCGACCUUCAUGUCCUCCGGGCAGGGAAGUCGAUACGGACAAAGGAGCCCCAGCAGAGAGACGAGGCUAUCGAUGUGUGGGUUGCCGCAGUGCAUACAUACGGCGCCGUAUUGGGCGAUGUCCUUGCGGAUGAAGCACUUAAACGGGCUUUCGACUUCGCCAUGGCUGCGACUGGCAGCGACAGAUCGGCGCUGCUGCUGGAGCAGCUGAAAACCCCGCUAGACGAUGACCAGCUCCAAUAUGCAAUCUCGCCCCUUUACUCGGCACAGGGGAAAAGUGGGCAGUCUCGAAGCCGAGCAAGCGAAGUUAGCAAAACCCAGAAAUGGGGCCACCUCAAGACGGCAUCCAUCCGCUCUGCCUUGCUUCAGGUCUUGCAAGCACAAUCUCCUCCAGGCCCAGGACCCUCCCUAGCGUACUUCCCCGAGCGCGUGCGUGUUAGUGAAGCCCACCGCGUCAUCACAUCCGAGUCCUCCUUCGAGACCCAAUGCCUCUGGAGCACAUUAAUGGCGCCCAUCAACGACAUCCUGCGCCUCCUUGGCAAAGACAUCAGCAUCCACAGCCACCACCCCAUACAGAAGACCAGGCCAGGGGAUUCUAGGAAAACGCCUGACUGGCUUGUCCUCCGCGGAACCGCCGACGAGCUGAACGAUGCGCGGCUUCGCACUGCGAACGAAGACCCAUUUGCAGCCGGUUCUACCAUCCGCGACCAUAUCCUGCUCGUCGGCGAGACCAAGGUCCACGACAAUCGAAUCGCAGGGCGCGGUGGCCUCAUCGCCCCGCACACCCAAGGGUGCCGUCUCGACAACGUAGGCCAGGUGCAGGAGUACGCCGACAUAGCGCGGGUGCGCUUCGGGUUCCUGGUGACGAACCAGGAGCUAGUGCUGCUGCAGUUCUGCGCCGACAGCCAAGAUCACCACCCCCACGGCAUGACGGCGUCCUCACCUGCGUCUUCGGCGGUGCUCGCCAGCCCAGACCGUCUAGCUCUGCAGCAGACGCCGACUGGCACGCCGCGAGUGCGCGGUCUAAUCCGAGAGCACGAGCAAACGCCGGUGGUCCCACAAAGCUCGCCUCUCACGGCUAUCCAGGCGGCCAGGCAGAUGGCCGACGUUGAGCAGGACCGGCGGGAGCUGAGACGCACGCGCGGAGCCGUAUGGGGUGCCGGAAGCCGGAUGGCAGUCACGCCGGAACCCGGUCCGCUUCCGGCAGCGUCGGGGACGCCCGGCACAGACGACGGGACACAUGCGGCGCCGACUGUUCAACAACAUAGCAUCCGUGAUAACGACGACGAGACGUACGACGAUCACGAUACAGAAGCCACUUUUACGUUCCAUCCACCAUACGUUUCCAGCAUUCCGUACAAGGCGUCUCUCUCCAGCAACAUGCCGGCUCCCGCGGCGGCGCUGCUGUACCUGAUUCUAAUGGCGGAUAAGUGUAAGGAUGACGAGGUGCUAAAGCCGCAGCCGAUAGCAAUUCCUUUGUCAUACAAAGCCCACGCUGCUGUCGGCCGUGACCGGCUCUCGUGGUUCUCCGCCCGGCCUAACCUUGCCGUCGUCGACGCUGUCGUACACAAGCUCUUCCGUUGGAGACUGAUCCCCCAGAGAGCCGACAAUGACGACGAGUUUGGAGGGGUCAAGAUUGUCAAGAACAUGAUCAUCAUGGCGAAUGCGGGCUGUUGGCGAGCGACGAAUCUUCCAAGCCAAAAUUGGUCGCUUUUGAGCCACCUUCCAACAUAA